AUGGAUUACUUUCGUUCCAAACGUUCCAAUGCUCACCAGCCGAUCGAAGACGAGCGCCCGUCCAAACGCAUCUCCACGCCUGCCGGCCAGCGCCUUUCCAUGGUCCUCGAGUCCAGUCACAUUCGAAGCAAACCGACGAAGCCUGAGCCCAAGUCGAAGAUUGAAGUCACAACGACCAGCACGUACUGCAACGAUCCAACACAUCAGCACAUCGGGCCAACGGUGCAUGUUCAUGAGCAGCGCAAGCCCGGCUUCUUGUCGGUGAUUACUGGCGGGAGGUUGGGCGAGACACCGAGGGGGAGCAUGGAGGAUCAGAGCCAUAACGGCAGUAAUCUGAGCGUGAGCGUCUGGAGUGACCAGCACACGCCGAGGAGUGAGAAGUUCACGCAGCUCAAGGCUGCAAAAAAUGGCAGGCGAUGGGGUUGGAAGAGGGUAGCGCUCAUCGGGGCUAUGGUGAUUGCACUUAUCGUAGCGUUGGCUGUUGGUCUUGCUGUGGGCUUGAAGAGGAAUUCGAGCAGUACUUCCUCUUCGAAAGCAAGCACGGGCGGAGACUCGCAGGCAGCGGGCACAGGGACAGGCACAAGCACCGAGACCGGUACGCCGUCCACCCCAACCUCGACACUCACUCCGUCGGCCGUCCCAUCAGGCUUUCCAGUCGGAGCCUACUCGUUCGUCACCUUCCUCGACACCGUAGCCACGGGCUGCACCAGCAACAACGCGACCUGGACAUGCGCGCCGUACACAGACUACUACUCGGACCCGCAGAAAGCGCUGGCGGUCAUAAACUGGGAGAUUACGGGGUCGUUCGGGUCGUACAAGAUCUCGUCCAGGGACAGCUCGGAUCUGUACAUGACAUUCCAGAACGCGGCGCUGGACCUGCUCGACAAGGACAAGGACACGGAGCGCUACCGGUUCCAGAUCAGCCGGACCAAGACGGUGAACAUGACGGGCACCAUGGGCAACUCAAGGGGCACGUUCGAGUGCGACUACGGCGCGACGAACCUGCAGGCCUACCUGUACACCAAGAUGGCGAGGACGUACCCAGACGACACGAUCGUCGUGCCGAAAACAUCAAACACGGUCUGGCCAUAUGCUGUGCGCGUCGAGCAAGCAGUAGGCGGCGGCAACAACGUGCCAUCGUGCACAAAGUCGACGGGCGAGCACGUGUCCAGCGGCAUCGUGGCGCAGGACGCAAGCAGCCUGUGUUCGUGUCUGUACAAGAACUGGACGCCCGAGCGGGCGUCGUGA
Messenger RNA from Didymella exigua CBS 183.55, 1248 nucleotides. RefSeq lists its product as uncharacterized. The transcript has 3 exons. NCBI's taxonomy places the organism in Eukaryota, Fungi, Ascomycota, Dothideomycetes, Pleosporales, Didymellaceae. Bases 1 to 1248 code for a protein of 415 amino acids. The record is from RefSeq and is a predicted model, not a curated record.